This is a messenger RNA of Talpa occidentalis (Iberian mole), 7553 nucleotides long. It is a transcript of the gene GAS7, whose product is annotated as growth arrest specific 7. The coding region runs from base 364 to 1614 and encodes 416 amino acids. Gene Ontology annotation, biological process: actin filament polymerization; neuron projection morphogenesis. The record is from RefSeq and is a predicted model, not a curated record. NCBI's taxonomy places the organism in Eukaryota, Metazoa, Chordata, Mammalia, Eulipotyphla, Talpidae. Gene Ontology annotation, molecular function: actin filament binding. Gene Ontology annotation, cellular component: cytoplasm; actin filament; plasma membrane. The transcript has 14 exons.
UUUUUUAGCUGAGAAAGGGGAAAAAGAGAGAGUGGAAAAAAAAAAAGCCUUCAGAAGCUUCGCAUCUGGAAAGUCCAGAACGCGUUGUUGAUUUCCCCACGAGGGCUGGAGCAGAUUUGGAAGGAACUGUGCAAUGUAGUGGCUUCUUUGUGAAAGAACGGCAAUGAGAAAAGCCACAGGAACAUCCUCCGGGGUACCCAGAGCACUGACCCUGGGGGAGCGGCUUGCCUCGGCCUCAUUUCCCGCAGAGGGGGCCAUGGAGAGGAAGCUGGCAGGGGCCUGGCCCUGAGUCUGGGGACUUCACACAGGACUCAAGGCUCUGCUGUGAGUUAGUGGCCCCCAAAGAAGAGUCGCUCUUGUCUGAUGAAGCCUGGGAUGGUCCCCCCUCCGCCUGGAGAGGAAAGCCAGACUGUCAUUCUUCCCCCUGGCUGGCAAAGCUACUUGUCUCCUCAGGGAAGGCGUUACUAUGUCAACACGACCACCAAUGAGACCACCUGGGAACGUCCCAGCAGUUCUCCUGGGAUUCCAGCCAGCCCUGGCCCUCACAGGAGCUCUCUGCCUCCGACAGUGAAUGGAUACCACGCGUCAGGGACCCCAGCGCACCCUCCAGAGACUGCCCACAUGAGUGUCCGAAAAUCCACCGUUGAUUCCCAGAACCUGGGAUCCUCGUCUCCCGGUAAAAAGCAGAGCAAGGAGAGCACCAUCACGAUAAACUGCGUGACGUUCCCUCACCCAGACACCAUGCCGGAGCAGCAGCUGCUGAAACCAACAGAGUGGAGCUACUGUGACUAUUUCUGGGCUGAUAAGAAGGACUCCCAAGGCAAUGGCAAUGUGGCUGGGUUUGAACUACUGCUUCAGAAGCAACUGAAAGGCAAACAAAUGCAGAAGGAAAUGUCAGAAUUCAUUCGAGAAAGGAUAAAGAUUGAAGAAGAAUAUGCAAAGAACUUAGCUAAGCUUUCUCAGAACUCCUUGGCUGCACAGGAGGAAGGCUCCCUGGGAGAAGCGUGGGCUCAGGUGAAGAAGAGCCUUGCAGAUGAGGCCGAAGUUCACCUCAAGUUCUCCGCCAAGCUUCACAGCGAGGUCGAGAAACCCCUAAUGAACUUCCGGGAGAACUUCAAGAAAGACCUGAAAAAGUGUGACCAUCACAUUGCUGACCUCCGCAAGCAGCUCGCCAGCCGCUACGCCUCGGUGGAGAAGGCCCGGAAAGCCCUCACGGAGCGUCAGAGAGAUCUGGAGAUGAAGACCCAGCAGCUGGAGAUCAAGUUGAGCAAUAAGACGGAAGAGGACAUCAAGAAGGCGCGGAGGAAGUCCACACAGGCUGGAGAUGACCUCAUGCGCUGUGUGGACCUCUACAACCAAGCCCAGUCCAAGUGGUUUGAGGAGAUGGUGACCACCACAUUGGAGCUGGAGCGGCUGGAGGUGGAGAGGGUGGAGAUGAUCCGACAACACCUGUGCCAGUACACACAGCUCCGGCAUGAGACGGACAUGUUCAACCAAAGCACAGUCGAGCCUGUGGACCAACUGCUUCGAAAAGUGGACCCUGCCAAAGACAGGGAGCUGUGGGUCAGAGAGCACAAGACAGGCAACAUCCGUCCUGUGGACAUGGAGAUCUAGAUGGGCACCUGUGGCCCCGGGGGUCCUGCCAAGGAGAGGGGCCGGGGGUGGGUCCCACAGAGAGACGGUGGUGGCUCCCACUGUGGGGCCUGCUGCCAAGUGGCGCUGUCCUCUCACCCGCUUUCCUGUUCCACUGAGGAGUGGGGGGAACAAGGGCCACAGCUGGGAUUCCAGAAGGGCGGCUUGGAUGGCCCCACUGGAAGCUUCCUAGUGCUCCCAGACCAAGAAGACCGAUCCACAGCCCUGCCCUUGUCUCCGAGGUCGAAGCCCCCCAACUUCUGUGCUGUGCUUGUUGCUCUGAGAACAAAUAAGGCUGGAACUUUGUGGUCCCUGCUGAGCAUCAUAGGGGUUGCCUCCCUACCUGGAGCCAGCUGUGUCACACGUCUGUGCCCCUGGAAGCCCCAAGGCCCCUUCUCCAGUUGGCCUCCUUGUCUCCAGGGCUUUAGAGGGUCAGGGGAGAAAGGCAUCUGUCCCCAAAAUAUUAGGAUCAGAAUCAGGAUCAGAAUCGCGGCUAGAAGUCGCCAUUCAGCUGAACAGCCCACACCCACAAUCCUUUGCAGCCCUCCAUUUUACCCUGUUGCAUUCUGGGAGCCCACAUUCUGUCUCUUCUCUGCCAUUUUUCACCUUCAGAGGUCUUGGGGAGAAGGCUUGGCUUGUGUCUUCCCAAACUGACCCUGCCCGGAGAGGUCAGGAUGGAACUACCUCAUUCAGCAAAUUAGCCCCGAGUCAGAACGUUGAGUGGUGUUUCCUUGGAUCAAGCAUCUUCUGUCGUCUCCUCUCUAGAAGUCCCUAAUCCACCCAGCUCUCUGCUGCUUCCUCAGUCAGGGAAGCUCCUUCCUCUCAUCCUUACCCCUUUCCAGGGGAGAGCGCAGUGGGGCUGGGUCAGCUCCCUGUGGGGAAGGGUUGGGCAAGUCUGCAUCCUGCCCCAGGUAGCUCCACCUGCUUGUCUAGGGUGGGGUAGGGACCCCAUCCCUCAUAUGAAUCUCUCUCACUGACUGGCCUGUGCAGGCCUUGCAGACUCUGUUGGCUGUAGUAGUGUCCCACCUCCCUGCCUCUCAGCUCCUUCUGUGUGUCCAGAGCCCGUACCAACUCCCUCUUUGGAGCUAGUACCACUUUUCCCUUGUCCCAUCUCCCAGUUCUUGGAAAAGCCUGUUUAGAGAAUGAUUUGAGAGGCUGCCAAUGCUGUUGUUGGGCGUCGCUCAUCUCUCCUUCCUUUUUAUACCACAACAAACGUGUACUCCACCAUGUCAGCCUUGAAAAUCAGCAUGAGGGAACCGGAGGCAGCCAAGGCCAUGCUAGCAAGGGAUAGAUUCUAUCCUUUUCUCAUACCCGAGAAUCUAUCUUUCUUAGUUAUUGUUCCUACUUUGGAUAAACAGGUCUCCCAGAGGGCGGACUCUCGGGCACAAUUGACUUGUCUCCUCUUGGUCUUACAUGUUAAUACGUCUGGCAUUAUUCUUGAAUCUUUUGGUAUUUCUCUCAUAGAGUCAGAUUUUCUCUUUUGUAUUAGAAAGAUGCUGAAUAUCCUAAAGAAAACCAAACAUUGUCACUGUUCUUAUCCAACAUCCCAACCAAAAAGGUUGGGAAGAACCAACAUGAAGGCCAUUGGGACAGAUCUGUCCUGGGAUGGAGACCCACUCCUUCUGGACCUAGGGGCUGGGCCAUGACAUCAGCUACCCAAUUUAGGAUAUUAUUUCUUGGUUUCUUUAUUAAAAACGGGUGCUAGUAAUAAUGGCUUGAUGGCAUCAUCACCUAACCUGUGAAUGAUUUUCAAAUGUUCAAAGUCAUUAGCCUUGUUAUGGACAUAGCUAUUUUUAAUAUGACUGGGCUCAUUGAGCUUGUCUCUUCAUUCCCAGUUGAAGAUUCCAGAGUCUCCUCUUCUUCUCUUGCUUCUUCCAGGGCAGCCCAAGUUGACUGGAAGUUUGGAAAUGAUUCUUUCCCUCACCCCCUCACCUCAGCCUCAUUAGCCUCUCAACAUACUUCCUUUUUUUUCUUCCCUCCUAAUUCCAUCAUCAAGCAUUUGUAUUAGGGCAAUGUAUUAGGAUCUGGGGGCAAGAUCUGGUCCUGCCAGCGUAACCCACAGUCUCUUACUUUGUGUACUUAUCUCUUCCCCAGAGAUCUUGCUGGUCAGUAACCUUAGUAUUUAUAAGCAGAAUUUCGAUUUUCAGAGAUACUGUUAUGCAGCUCAAUCAUGAGCUGCAUUCAUUCAUUCACUCACUCAUUCCUUCUUUCACUCAGCAGAUACUAGGGAUAACCCAGGCACUGCGGGAAGCAUGAGAAUUGUAGCUGCACAAGAGUCAGUCCCUCUCCCCCACCCCCUCCAUGUAGGUAGAGGUGUGUUUAGACCUUUCUGGAGCAUGAGAAUGCUGCACCCAUUCCACAGGAUGGAAGGUGGGCAGCAACAAGAGUUUAACCACCUGGUAGCCAACCCUCACUGCCUAUGUCCAACUCAAAUUUCAGAACUUUCUUUGUUUUAAAUCAUCUGUCUCACUUUCCAAAUAGGAAGCAUGAAGCCCGAGGAUGGCCAGUGAGUGGCGUGAAAUUGACAGUGAAUCAAGAGUAGGCUUGGAGUUGAUACCAGGCCUCUAUCCAUUCACAGGGCUCCCUCUCUGGGUGCAACCGAGAUUAGGAUGAAAUCUUGAAUAUCUUGAAGUGCAUUUUGGAAAAGCAGACACAUCUGGGUAGUUGUUUCAGUUUCUGUUUUGAGGUUUAGGACAUCAGAGGAUUUGGUUGGGUUUAUUUGGAACGGGUGAUUCUUGAGAAGAACCAUUCAUUGCUCCAUUUCUAGGAACAGGUGAGCCUCUUGUACCUGCCUCCUCCUGGAGACAUGGAUGCACUUAGUUUUGUCUUUGAAAAUCUGAUUUAAAAAAUCUUUCUUUCUAGGGCAAAUGGUGUUCCAAGUGAGUUGGUUGCCAUGGCAACCUCCUGGAAAAGCCACUUGUUCCUCUCCAUUUUUCUAUAGCUUUUGAUCAGUAUUGCAAAGCACAGAAAAACUGGGCCAUGGGGAUGCCGGUCUUGAGGGUCUCCCUACCUCCCCCCCGUGUCUGUUGGCCAGGGAGGAUUUCUGCCUUGGAGGCAUUUCUCUGCUCAUCAGGGAUGAUUAAUGACUGAAGCAAACAGAGACAGUGUAUACAUUCACAGAUGAGGGGUUUGUUUCUAUCCCUUUGUGAAAACCAAUCAAUCACUAGAUUAGUGGAUGAGUGCAUAAAGUUCUUGGCUGAGCCAAAGUCCCUUCUUGGAAAUACAAGCCAUAAAAUUCAAAGGAUGUCAAAGACCUUGGCUUGUUUAAGUGAUUUCACUUCCAGCUGUGAGUGCCCUCGACAGGGAGAGUUUAAACAGGAUUCUACAGACCUGCUCAUGAAUGUGCAGGUAGGGAAAGCACUUUACAUAUGUUAAGUGGGGCACUGAGUGGCAGGACACCCUCUCAUUACUUAGCUUACUUAGGCAGGACACCCUCUCAUUCCCAUAAUCCUUCUCACUCCUGAAAGCCUUGUGUUUUUCUAGGUUUAUUGAAGUAUUUGACAUCCAGUAUUGGGGUUUAUUGACAUACAGUAAAAUUUACCUUCACUAGGGUUUAGUGAAUUUUGACAACCUUAUACAGUCUUGUCAAUACCACCAAAAUCAACAUAUAUUCACUACUCAAAAAAAAUUCCCUCAGACCCCUGUGGUCAAAUCCCUCCUCCCAUCCCUAGCUUCUGGCAAAGACCAAUCAACUUUAUGACCUUGUAGUUUGCCCUUUUCUAGAAUGUCCUAUAAAUGGAAUCACUCUGAUGCAGCCUUCUGAGUCUGGCUUCUUUCACUCAGUGCUUUCAAGUCGCCCGUGUUGUGUGUGUCGGUGCUUGUUCCUGGGGUCACGGAGUCACCUCCUAUUGCAUGGGUGUCCCACGCAGCUACCUUGCUUUUAAAAUGAGCUUUUACCCUGGAAGUUCCUGGCCCAGGGUCUUCUUCAGCUUAUUUGCAUGGUCACAUCAGCCUGCUGCUUCCUACCUCUGCCUCCCAAGGCUUUUCUUCAAAUGCCAGCUAUGCCCACAAGUCGUCUUUGGGGCUCACACUUUCCUUUUGAGUUCAUUUUAGGAUUUUAACAAUGCGGAAAUCUGCCAGCAGCUGGAGGGAAGAGUGGACACGGUCUAGUGGCCUUCCUCUCAGAGAGCAGAUUCACUCUUUGUGGGCCCCGCCCCCCACUUCAACUCUCAUGUCCCAGCAUUUGGUGAGCAUUAGGAGGUAUUCGAGGCAAAUGGACAUGACAUGGCUGAGGGGCGGGGGGCUGGCCAUGAGCUCAUCACCACCCUUCCCUGGGUCUUUGUUGCUUCAUCUGCAAACAGAAGGUAUUUGUCUUAGAUGAUGGUCUCUCAGGCUUCCUCCACUGACUGUAUUCUACCUCCUGCCCCUUCUCAUUUCCACCUUUGUCCCCUACAACCAUGGCCGUGCCUAAUUUGGGUCACCAUGCGUGGCACUGUCCAAAAAUCCUCAUGAGAGGGACGCCCUGGCACUUCCCUGUUGAGAUGCAAAUGGAGCUCAAAUUAAGUUUCAUGAACCAUUGAAAUGAGGUAGUUCCUCCUAGACCACCCCCCAUCACCACCAAAGAUAGCUUAAGUCAUUCAUUACCUUUGAGGUCUCAUCCACUGAUCUUUGAUGGCGUGUCCCGAGGCUCCUUCUGCGGAGCCACGAGAGACACAAACUGACACCGUCUAUCAGGUUCCUGUCAUUGUUGGAACCUUGUGCAGCUGGUGGUCACACAGAGCCUGACCUGUGCCUGCAGCCUACUGGGUGGUGGCAGAGACAAGAUCCAACCCUGCUAAAGCCCGGCAGGCUGUGGGCAUGACCUCCAAGGUGACGACUCCUCUAAACCAUGUCUCCAUCAUGCCCUGCUCAGAGAAAGGUGAGUGCUGGGAGGCAACCUGGCAAAGCGCAGACAUUCCUGGACAUUGCUGAAUCCCAGCCAGAUGAAGGUCAGGGCUGUGGUGGUGGGAACUGAGCAUCUGUAGCUGGGAUUCUUCUAGGUUGGAUUUUUCCAGGGAGCACUCUGAACAUCCUCCCCCGGCCCCAAGUAGUGUUACUGCUCUUGGACCUUUCCUGAAGGGAGGGACCCAACCCCUGUUAUAGGUCUGGAUGAGCAUAAAAUAAGUGAGAGGCUGUGAAGACUUUGGAUUUUCUGUGUGCUGUUCAGGGGACACUGACUUUUUUGUUGGGGGAACUUCCUAAUGGGGUUGCGAUGGUGGACUGCAAAGGGUCAGAGUGCUUGGGCGCUCUGGGGUGUGUGCCAUGAACAGAGGGGAAGGCAUGUGGUACUAGGGUAACAGCACUGAAUGGCCCCACCCUGUUGUCUCAUAUGUUGCAUAACCUGAAGUUAAGUCACAUUCUCUCCCGGGACCUCUGUGUACCCAUCUGUCCAGCAGAGACGCUUCCCUUCCAGCAUCUUACAAGCAGACCAGCUCUUGGGGGCUGCGGACCCAGGGACAGGAAUUGAAGGGGACACUGCUCAUCAUCGUGGGUGUGGACCCCAAAUGUGCAUCUCUUCCUUUCCCUUAGGAAGGUGAUUGGGGGGCAGUCCUUUCGCUGACAUGAGCACAUCAGCAAACCCUACAAAAGUGGAAUUUUCUAACAAAAUAAACUUGCUUGUUUGGUCUGUUUUCUGUAACUUUUGCUAAAUACUUUAUACAUUUUUAAUGUUAAAAAGCUGUGUCUCCUGCCAGCAUUCCUCAUCCCGGUAGGUAUGAAUGUGUUUACUCCACAUUGUAUAUCCUUCCAUCUUCUGGCUGCCCUAGAUCAGUAAAUAAAAUCGAUGUACUAUAAUUUAUAAGUAACACUGUUGAAACUCUGAUCCCUACGGAGGCUGUAAUCUGCCUGCCCCCACCCUGCCGUAAUAGCAUUUGUGUGUAUUAAUGCUGAAGAAUUAAAUGUUUAAAGGGUUUAAAUUUUGAAGGCGUUUGCUAUAUAUAAUU